Messenger RNA from Closterium sp. Naga37s-1, 2298 nucleotides. The record is from the annotation of a GenBank genome assembly. Lineage: Eukaryota; Viridiplantae; Streptophyta; Zygnematophyceae; Desmidiales; Closteriaceae.
AUGGCGGAAAGCACCGCCGCCGCGCCUGGUGAUGCUGCCGCCUCACCUGACGUCGCAGCUGCCGCUGCACCUGCCGCUGAUGCAGCAACCGAGUCGGCCCCUUCAGCGAGCACAACAAGCGCCGGUGACAGCAGCAGCGGGACCGGCGGGACGGAUAGCAGCGGGACGGGCAACAUCGGGAGCAGCGGGACCAGCGGCACGGCGACGAGCACUAGCUUUGCACCGUCAUUUAACGAGACUUCCACGGCAUCGGAGGGCUCGUACUCUCUAGAUGCGGCGCGGUGGGUGUGGCCCACGGCGAACGACCCCAACGCGGAGAACCUGAUCCACUCCAUCCUCUCCAGCUGGUGCGGGGAGACGUACGUGGACGCGGUGAAGGACGCGUCGACGCGUGCGGGGCAGUUCGACCGCCUGCGCAGCGAGCGCGACCAGCGCUACGCGGAGUGGCUGCGCUGCAACCAGGAGCGCAGCAUCCGCGAGCGAGAGCUGGAGAUGGAGUGCGAGCGCGAGCGGCAGGUGGUGGCGAGCGCGUUCGACCGCGAGCGCGUGGGCAUCCGCGCGGACUGUGACACUGACGCCAAUGCCAUCCGCGCCGAGCUCGAGCACUGCGAGAUCCGGCUGAAGAAGAAGGGAGCGGGCAGCUGUCAGAAGGACGUGGCGGCGGAGCGGUCGGCGUGCGAGCAGGCGAAGCGGGGGCUGCAGGAGGAGCUGGAGGCGUGCGAGGCGACGGGGCGCGUGGCGAACGUGAGCCGCGUGGUGGCGCUGGAGCAGGCCGCCGUGCACGCGGGAGAGGAGCGCGUGGCGUGGACGGCCGAGAGGAAGACUCUCGUUACCGAGGUGCACGAGUGCAGGCCGGCGCAGGUGAGGGCGCAGAGGCGGCUGAACGAGGUGUUGACGGACGGCAAGGUGCAGUCGCUGGAGAAGAAGGUGACGCUGCUGCAGACCGUCAUGCUCUCGCUCUUCCUCGUGCUCGGCCUCACUGGCGGCGGCAUCACCGUGCUCUUCAUGCGCGAGAAGCCGGGCGGGGUGGAGGGCGGGUACGGGUGGAUACCGGUGAUGGCGCCGGCGCGGCUGCGGCUGGUGGACGCGGAGGGCGCCAAGGAGCUGCUCGUGGACGCCUUUGAGGGGGGGAAAGGGUCCCGCCUCGCCAUUGUUCUCGCCACUGACGUCGACUUCGGCCGCGAGCGAGGAGACGACCCCCCCACGGUGUACCUGCUGGUGCCCAUCAACAUCACCAGCUCGCGCCGCUUCUCUCUCUUCAACCAGGGCGGUGACUACACGCACCACGUGGAGCGCGCUCAGGAGAUAGUGAACCGGCAGGCACCGAAUGCGCGGCUGGUGGUGGUGCUGUACGAGGCGGGAGGGUGUGUGUUCACAGAGGCCACGCUGCAGAGCCUCAGACUCACCGCUGACAAGUGCUGCUCCUUGCUGUGUCAUGGCCUCAUGGCCGCGUGGCCUCAUGCUGCUACAACCACACCACCAUGCAAGCCACUCAUGCGCACUCUCCUACUCAUGCGCACUCUCCUACUCAUGCGCACUCUCCUACUCAUGCGCACUCUCCUACUCAUGCGCACUCUCCUACUCAUGCGCACUCUCCUACUCAUGCGCACUCUCCUACUCAUGCGCACUCUCCUCCUCAUGCGCACUCUCCUACUCAUGCGCACUCUCCUACUCAUGCGCACUCUCCUCCUCAUGCGCACUCUCCUACUCAUGCGCACUCUCCUACUCAUGCGCACUCUCCUACUCAUGCGCACUCUCCUACUCAUGCGCACUCUCCUCCUCAUGCGCACUCUCCUACUCAUGCGCACUCUCCUACUCAUGCGCACUCUCCUACUCAUGCGCACUCUCCUACUCAUGCGCACUCUCCUACUCAUGCGCACUCUCCUACUCAUGCGCACUCUCCUACUCAUGCGCACUCUCCUACUCAUGCGCACUCUCCUACUCAUGCGCACUCUCCUACUCAUGCGCACUCUCCUACUCAUGCGCACUCUCCUACUCAUGCGCACUCUCCUACUCAUGCGCACUCUCCUACUCAUGCGCACUCUCCUACUCAUGCGCACUCUCCUCCUCAUGCGCACUCUCCUACUCAUGCGCACUCUCCUACUCAUGCGCACUCUCCUACUCAUGCGCACUCUCCUCCUCAUGCGCACUCUCCUACUCAUGCGCACUCUCCUACUCAUGCGCACUCUCCUACUCAUGCGCACUCUCCUACUCAUGCGCACUCUCCUCCUCAUGCUCGCCCGUUCCUCCCUCCCCCCUCCCCCUCUCCCUGCCCCCGCCACCACAGAUAGCGUUUGA